UAUCUGAAGGCGAUCCACUUUUAUCUUAAACGUGUGGGAUUCCUGUGUAUUAAGCCGCUGGAUUACUUGUGCCCGCGUAAUGAAAAUGAUGGUGGAACGAGCUCUUACAAAUAUUCCGCAAGGUUAUGCUGCUGCAGUGGAAAAUGUAAAUACAAUACCACAAGAUAUUUUGGCAGAAGUGUGCCAAGAUGUGGCUUUGUUUCUUCAAUACAAGAUAACUCAGAUACCUUUGGAUCGCUACAAAAAGAAACUCCAAGAGAUGGAACUACAAUGUGACCCCAAAACAGUUUUUAAUGUAAUAAGUUAUGUUUUUAGAUCGGCAGGGAAAAAAAAUUGUUCAGUAGAUCAGCUGAUAUCUGAGUUGAACUCUUCUAUGCUUUGGAGUGUGUCAUCAUUAGCUGUCAUAAAGCGUAUCUGGACUGAACAGGGCAAGUUCAUCUGCAGUCCUGAUCUGGCCAAAACAUUAAACGUCGGACAAUUGGUGGACAUGGGAUGGAAGCUGAGUAUGGGCAUGAGUUCCAGUUCUUGUCGUAGUCUCAAUGCUCCUUUCAUCACAGCUGCCAUUACGGUAGCCAGCCCAUCCGGCGAUCUUACUACCAAGUCUCUGGAGAUGACUAUCCUUGAAUUUAAGAAGUUCUCAAGUCAUUUGAGGGAGAUAGCUUCAGUUCUUGAGACAGUGUGAUUGGUCCUUCACUGUCAGGAAAUACAAGAAAAAAUGUCGUUGAGAAUGUGCAUAUCCAUAGACUUGAUUUAGAUUAAGAAUGUGGAGAAUUCGGUAUGGUAGAGCAAAGCGUUCUUCACAAUGGACUCCACUGUACUGGUUCACCGAUCCAAUUACGUGUACUGUAUAUACAUUUUCACAGGCAGGAAAAAUAUGUGUGAUGAUACUAAAUUCACUAUAAAAGUUUAAUUUAAAUUGGCCGUAAGUUUGGCAUCUCUCUGUAAUCGAUUAAAAAUAGGUGAAGUUGAAUUUAGGUAUUUUUUCAAAGUUCAUCAUCUAACCUCCUUCUUUUGUAGCUGGACUAACAUUCAGUACGGUCUUGAAUGGAUUUGGUGAUAGUCAUAAGCUGUAUUAGCAACCUUUGUUCGAAUGAUUGGCAUGACCCUUCCCGCCAAAAAGUAAUAUUGGUCAUGUAUGUUUAGCUGCGAACCAUGAGUCGAAUCUACUCUUGGACGCCAAAACAUUCGUGACCCCGAAAUUAAAGGUCGUUACCGACGAAACCAGGUAGCCUGCUGGUAUUUUAAAUUUACAUUGGCGUUCUCCCACUAUUGGCACACGCUAACAUUCAACUAAAUUUUAUCCAACUUAAUUCAACACAUUUCGCGAACAAGUGACCUUGCUGUAUACCUUCUGUUCUGUGAUGACGCAAGAACCUAUCGGCUGUCAACCAAUCACAGGCAACCACAACUUGGUGAACUCGGCAACCAGGGCCCGGAAAAGGAAUUUCGGAAGAGGUUCCUAACACCAAGUUCUGGCAUACGCACCUGAAUGUUAUUUUAGGCGCAGUUCGCAGCGAAGCUUUUGUAAUACAUGUAGAACUAGAUGCAAAGCUUUACAAAUAAUGGUCGUUAUAAAUAGAGCUUUGGAUCUAGGUAAAGUUCAGUCUUAAUAAAUAAAUACAGCUACUCCCCCAGAUCGUAGUUGGGAUCUCUACGACAACUUGUAUUAAUAAAACCACGACAUAUGACAUAUGUAUUAAUAAAACCACUUCAUUUCGCA
Messenger RNA from Nematostella vectensis (starlet sea anemone), 1720 nucleotides. Its product is annotated as COMM domain-containing protein 6. The record is from RefSeq and is a predicted model, not a curated record. The transcript has 8 exons. Gene Ontology annotation, molecular function: NF-kappaB binding. The coding region runs from base 80 to 682 and encodes 200 amino acids. NCBI's taxonomy places the organism in Eukaryota, Metazoa, Cnidaria, Anthozoa, Actiniaria, Edwardsiidae.